AUGCGUCACAACGUCCUCCCAACACUACAGUGCAACACUUGGUCUUCAGAACCAACACUAGAUCUUCAACACGAAGAAGUAAUGAAAUCAGAUAGCAAGAAUGCCAUCAGCGGACGCUGGAUCGAGACGCUACGCGAGAUCUUCCCAGCGAGCGAGGGCUACACACUCAACGCGACGAUUCACGAGUACCGUGGCUCGAAACACCACGAGAGCGACGACAACGACGCCGACAACGUUAUAGCCUACGACCGACUGGCCGUCUAUUAUUCCGAGUACCAGGGCGAAAUCUUCAGCAUGGUGCUGGAGUGUAGGGAUGAGAGCAGCGCUGGAGCGCCGGAGCCGGGCAGCGGCGUCGCGGAUGCUGUGAUAAGCGCCCGCUCCAAGUUCCUGUUGAAGGGGUGGCCGGCAACCUUACUGCCCAUCCCUACGUAUGGCGGGGUCAUAGCCUUAAAUGAUGUGUUCGUGUAUGGAUUCCGGUCCUAUUGCGUGGAGCCAUGGUGCGAUUUGGACCUCGUGUGCGACGACCCGCAGCACUUCAAGAAGGAAGAGUAUGGACAACUAUUUAGGCUGUUCCUGGACCCACAGCGGGAGGCUCAGGGACUCCGCGUCGACGAUGCGCAGUUGUUCACGGAGUGGUUGGCGGAGUGGAAGGCGAGCCUGGCUUCGAAGGGCCCGGCCGAGAGUCUCUCGUUUGAGCCUCUGAUGCAGGGAUCUGGUCAGGCUCCAAAGGUGGGUGAGUUUAACUGCCCUGCGCUCGAGGACAUGAACCUAGCGGAGACGCGGACGGGGCCACAUUGGCUGCACACUCCCGGAGGCGCGCUUCAAGAGGCCGAUGAAUUCAGGUUGCCCGAAGGCAUGAAACGUCGGAUAGAAUUUUCCCUGCCGAGCCACGCGCUGGAGACUCUCGAAGGCGUUCCUGUAUGCGCUGAAGACGACAUCUCGCUUGGAUCUCUGUCACCCAUCUUGGAGGAUACCAGAGAGGACUUCCUAUUGGAGUGUCUCGGAGAUGCUCCAGAGCCAGCCCUGGACAGUCCUCCAGACUGCAUGGAGCUAGAGCAGGUCAUCGAGGAGGCCACUCGGAACUUUUUGCUACAGUUGCUCGGUGAGGAAGACCCCGACGAAUUUGAUUAG
This is a messenger RNA of Aspergillus uvarum CBS 121591, 1131 nucleotides long. RefSeq lists its product as uncharacterized. The transcript has a single exon. NCBI's taxonomy places the organism in Eukaryota, Fungi, Ascomycota, Eurotiomycetes, Eurotiales, Aspergillaceae. Bases 1 to 1131 code for a protein of 376 amino acids. The record is from RefSeq and is a predicted model, not a curated record.